Messenger RNA from Sciurus carolinensis (gray squirrel), 1092 nucleotides. RefSeq names its product M-phase phosphoprotein 6 (gene Mphosph6). The record is from RefSeq and is a predicted model, not a curated record. Gene Ontology annotation, biological process: maturation of 5.8S rRNA. The coding region runs from base 48 to 533 and encodes 161 amino acids. NCBI's taxonomy places the organism in Eukaryota, Metazoa, Chordata, Mammalia, Rodentia, Sciuridae. The transcript has 5 exons.
CGCAUGCGCGGAGGGGCUGGUGGGCGGUGCUCGCGGCCGGAGCCAGCAUGGCGGCCGAACGCAAGACCAAGUUGUCCAAGAACCUGCUGCGCAUGAAGUUCAUGCAAAGGGGACUGGACUCAGAAACCAAGAAACAACUAGAAGAGGAAGAAAAGAAGAUCAUCAGUGAAGAGCACUGGUACUUGGAUUUGCCAGAGCUUAAAGAGAAAGAGAGUGUCAUAAUAGAGGAGCAGAGUUUCUUGUUAUGUGAAGAUCUUCUCUAUGGAAGAAUGUCAUUCAGAGGAUUUAAUCCUGAAGUUGAGAAAUUGAUGCUUCAGAUGAAUGCUAAGAGCAAAGCAGAAGAAGAAGAUGAAGAUGAAGUAGUAGAGCUUGAUGUGUCAGAUGAGGAAAUGGCUAGAAGAUAUGAGACUUUGGUGGGGACAAUUGGAAAAAAGUUUGCCAAGAAGAGAGACCGUGCCAAUUAUGAAGAAGAUGAAAAUGGAGACAUAAAACCAGUUAAAGCAAAGAAGAUGUUCUUAAAGCCCCAAGAUUAAAAAUGAUGCCUUAAAAUAUGUCUUGGGUGACUGAAAACAGCAGACUUUGGAGCCCAUUUCAGUGGCAUCUUUUAUCUGGUAAUACUUGAUGUUUGUUUGUAAAGAGAUGUAUAAUUUUAGGAACAGGCUGUUUUAAACAGAUGUGUGAUGGAUGUUAUACAUCCUUUUCCAAAACGGAUUAGGCAAGAGCAGAAGUCAAGCCUGGAUGUACAUAGGCACAGGGUUGCUUCCUAAAGAGUUUACCUCAAUUUUUUUUAUAUAGUUCUCCAAUCACUGACCUUGAACUGACUCUUAUAGAUUAAUGCCAGUGUUUAAAUUGCCCUUGUUUAUAUUUUACUUUAAAUUAUCAAUCAUAUAAUUAUGUCACGCCAAUUCAUACAUUCAUUUUAGAGUCAAAUGUCAUAGGAAUUUAUUAUGUGUACAUUCAUCAAGAGCAAACACACCUCUCCAGCCCGAAGUGUUUGCAUGCUACCAGUCACUAUCACUUUAUGGUAUUAUGUUUUCUUUUAAGGCAUUUAAUUUUUUUUUAAAUGUUCUAUAAUAAACAUCUGUUUCUACA